This is a messenger RNA of Centrocercus urophasianus (Greater sage-grouse), 3696 nucleotides long. RefSeq names its product tubulin epsilon 1 (gene TUBE1). NCBI's taxonomy places the organism in Eukaryota, Metazoa, Chordata, Aves, Galliformes, Phasianidae. The record is from RefSeq and is a predicted model, not a curated record. Bases 61 to 1485 code for a protein of 474 amino acids. Gene Ontology annotation, molecular function: GTP binding; structural constituent of cytoskeleton. Gene Ontology annotation, cellular component: cytoplasm; microtubule. The transcript has 12 exons. Gene Ontology annotation, biological process: mitotic cell cycle; microtubule cytoskeleton organization.
CCGGGCGCCGAGUUGGAAAACUGUCGGAAGUGGAGGUGGUGGCGGUCCGCUGAGGCCGUCAUGACGCAGUCGGUGGUGGUCCAGGUGGGCCAGUGCGGGAACCAGGUGGGCUGCCGCUUCUGGGACCUGGCGUUGCGGGAGCACGCGGCCGUUAACAAGAAAGGAAUUUAUGAUGAAGCACUGAGCAGUUUCUUUAGGAAUGUAGAUACAAGAAGUGCUGGUAAUGGUCCUGAUAUUUACAAAGGAAAAAUUUGUUCUUUAAAAGCACGAGCACUGCUGAUUGACAUGGAGGAGGGUGUGGUGAAUGAAAUUCUGCAGGGACCGUUGAGAGAUGUUUUUGAUAGUAAGCAGCUUAUCACAGAUGUUUCUGGUUCAGGAAACAACUGGGCUGUAGGUUACAAGGUGUAUGGCUGCCAGUACCGGGAGAACAUCGUGGAAAAGCUGAGGAAAACUGCAGAGCACUGUGACUGUCUGCAGUGUUUUUUUAUAAUUCAUUCUAUGGGAGGUGGGACAGGAUCUGGUCUUGGAACUUUUGUACUGAAUUUGCUUGAGGAUGAAUUCCCAGAAGUGUAUAGAUUUGUUACUUCAGUUUAUCCCUCCGGUGAAGAUGAUGUUAUUACUUCUCCAUAUAACAGUGUUCUGGCUAUGAAGGAGCUUAAUGAACAUGCAGACUGUGUGCUACCAAUAGAGAAUGAAUCUCUGUUUGAUAUAGUUACUAAAAUUCAUCAGAUGGUCAGUUCUGGGAAGGUGGGGUCAACUGUGAAGCCAAACAGCUUGGUAACAUCAAGUGCAAGUACUACAAAAACUGUGCAGAAGCCAUUUGAUGCAAUGAACAACAUUGUAGCCAACUUGCUGCUGAACCUGACAAGCUCUGCUAGGUUCGAAGGUUCCCUUAACAUGGAUCUUAAUGAAAUCAGUAUGAAUUUGGUUCCAUUUCCUCGGCUUCAUUACUUGGUUUCAAGUUUGACUCCUCUGUAUACACUGGCUGAUGUUAAUAUACCCUCUAGAAGGUUGGAUCAAAUGUUUUCAGAUGCUUUUAGUAGAGAUCAUCAAUUAAUUCAAGCAGAUCCAAAGCAUAGCCUCUACCUUGCUUGUGCACUUCUUGUUCGAGGGAAUGUGCAGAUCUCAGACCUUCGCAGAAACAUUGAAAGGUUGAAGCCUUCUCUGCACUUUGUAUCGUGGAAUCAGGAGGGCUGGAAAACUAGUUUGUGUUCUGUACCUCCUGUGGGCCAUACCCAUUCCCUUCUAGCUUUAGCAAACAACACCUGUGUGAAACCAACUUUUAUGGAACUCAAAGACAGAUUCAUGAAGCUCUACAAGAAAAAGGCUCAUCUUCACCAUUAUCUGCAAGUAGACGGGAUGGAGCAAGGCUGUUUUUCUGAAGCCAUAUCAUCCUUGUCUGACCUAAUAGAAGAGUAUAACGAACUGGAUGCCACAAAAGGUGGGUUUAGAACAGCCCCAUCAAGACUGAAGAUAGCUGUGUAAAGAAGAACUUUGUUUUAAAAAAAAUAAAAUCCCCAAGCAUCCAACCACUUCAGUUAACCCAAAUGAAUUGCAGAGCGCCUACCUAUUGUCAUUCUAAAGCGAGGCUGGGAUAACUGCUUCCACAGCUCUCUGAGGUGUCACAUAAAGUGACAGGCCCAGCCUGUAGGAAAGGUUUGAAGGCACUUAAUUAUGGCAAAUAUCAGUAAAGUUCUUCCAAACUGUAGAGUAAAUCGACAUGCCAUGUGCUGCAAAGAGAAGAAAGAGAAGUACUAGCAGCCAAAAGGUAAUGCUUUUUCCAGACUUUGAGCUUACAGUGAACUGAAAGCAAGCCUUGGUUCGAAGAAAGAUCGCUAUUGCUAGCUUUUUUCUUUAGUUGUUUUAAAAAAGCAACAAAGAGAAGGAAAACUGCAUACUCUUCCAAGAUGAAAGCAAUCCUCUAAUGGAACUUGUUUCUGAAAAUUUGCAGACAAGCAGUCAUUUUGGAAUGCUCCAAGCUAUGUUCAUAAUUUAAAAUUUUUUCACUUCAUUGUUGUACCUAGCUGUAUUAGAGUAUUCUGAGCUGAUAGUAAAGUUGAUGGUUUCAGGGGGGAUUUACCAAAAUGCAUUUUCUUUGACAUUUUAUAUUUGGAGCAUUAAUUAACAUGUUAUUUUAAUGAUUCAUGUUUAUAAAUGGUGAAUUGCACUUGAUAAUGAGAUGAUAUAGCAUACCUCUGAGUGAAAAACACACAGUAAAGACUGUUAGGUAAACAAAGUUUAUAUGUUUAAAGAAUGCAAGUAAAAUAGAUGUUUUAAUAUUUAUAAUUACCAAGGUCGGUAGAUUUCUAUAUUACAUUAUAUUAAGAACUUUUGCAGAAUGUACAGCUAUUUCCUGUUUACUUUCCAACCUUGACUUCUUCAGAACGCAAGGACUGGUGAACUGUUACAAAUCAGAGUGGGCCAAUGCAAUGAUCUAAACCUUGAAAUCCUUUUAGCAGAGUUUGAAUGGGUGAAUAAGUAGGCACAGUUUUCAGUGUAUGAGUCCAGAAAUCAUCAAUAAAACCUUGUAAUAACACUUUUUUGGGGUUUCUUUAAGCAUUCCAAAUAUGCAUUUCCUUCAAAUUUUGCAGUUCUCUUAUCUGUAGCUGUCUUAUGUCUUCCUUUACAAAGGACAUUGUUUAUAUUCACAGCAGUAGAGAGAUUAUCUGCUGUAAAGAGUAUUUGGGUCUUGCAAUUAAUUUAUCCUGUUUACAACAGCAUUCAUGUGUUUUGCCUUUGUUUUGAGUUUGAAGAUACAUGGUAGAAGAUGUUAGUUUGAGAAUCAAGAAUAAUAGAUGAUGUUACAGGGUCAGUUUUGUUGGGUUUUUUUGUUUGUUUGUUUGCUUUUGUAUAGAUUAGUCAGACCAUCUGUGAAUCUAAAUGUAUUUGUCUUGUUGGACAAGGUGUUAUGGUAGGUUACCAAGCAGUCUCACUGUGCUUUCUUGAAUUACAAGGAGUUCUCCUUUUGACAGUAGUGUUACACACACAAUUCUUGAGAAUGUAUUUCCAUAUACUGCAACAGUUAAGUUUAAAAGGAUACCUUCUUACGUGGAUUUUUCAAAUGUGUUUUUUUAAAUGAAUAUUUACAUUUAUAGUUUGACUACAAACAUUGCUGGGGUGACAGAUAAUGCUGAUUCUUCAGGAUGUGAAUGUGCUUGUCACCCUUGCAGCACGUUACAGUCAGUGGUGUUAAUUCAUAAAAUUUUGAGUUCAGAAAAUAUAUCUCCUGGAUCACUGCAAAUCCUCUGGCAAACACAAGAUGUUAUCCACAUCAUCUUCCACUUGAAGAAGCCUUCAUUGGGGCACUCGAACUGGAGAGUGAUCAUUUUGGACUUAUUAGGUACGCAGCAUCUCUUGUCCAUACACACCCCACAGAAAGUUAACUUGUAGCUUUGUGUAGUUGAACAUCCAGAGAAAAAUAGUUUCUCUGCUCUAGGGAACUGGAAUGUUGGUUGGCAUGUUUUUCCUUUUGGAAUCUGUAAAACAACAACAAAAAAAAAGCUUAUGUUUUUACACACGGAAAACAGACCAUGAAAAAAAACUUGUGAUGUUUACAUAGAAAUAUGUUGAAAAUUACGCCUACUAAAAGCUGUCUUAUUUUUCUUUCAGUAAACAAAUAAAAAUAUUUUGGUUGGCCAAGCAGCAUGACAGCACUUCGAAAUUAUACAUCUGUAGCUUACUACUAAGAGUUGGCAA